Messenger RNA from Didymodactylos carnosus, 968 nucleotides. The record is from the annotation of a GenBank genome assembly. Lineage: Eukaryota; Metazoa; Rotifera; Eurotatoria; Philodinida; Philodinidae.
AUGUGGAGUAGGUGGACUGUACGACGGAAAAAAAUCAGACUGAUUACGGCGUUAUUUAAAGACAAAAGUUUACUGUCAGAUUACGAAGAUAACGAUGAGGUCGAAGCACAGCAAGAUAAUCAUGCAUCAGAAACGACGGCGACAUCGAAUGGAUUAGAGAAUCAAGACUUUUAUCAAGAUAAUAUCGCUUGUUCUCACUCAAAUGUGAUGGAAACAAGAGAAUUGAAUAUGAAUGAUAUGGAAAACGAGACUACAUUAGCUCGAGACAGGUGACGUUACCAGUGUUUUCUUUUCUAAGGUCAAAAACAAUAGAAAGCACCUUUUUUUUCUUCAGAAUCAAUAACGCCAGAAGUUUUUCUUCCAAGAAGACGCUGUCCCAGCUGGAUAUAGCUACUGCUUUAAUCAUCAUCAGAUCUCGACAUAAACUAUCGAAAAAAGGUGUAAAUCAGAUUUGUUUAUUAUUACGACUGUUAAACGUUAAUCACGCUCCUAAAAGUUAUUGGGCAGCAAAACCGAUCGUCGAAGCAAGAUCUAUUUCAAAUCUUUUAGUCCAAAAACGUUUCGUCUGUCCGAAUUGUGCCAACUCUUCAUUGUCCGAUAGUAAAUGCACGUUGAAAUUCUGCUUGCUCAGUCAAAGCUUUGUAUGUCGAGAAACCUCUUUCCUAUUUUUGAAAUUUCCAAUACAACAGCAAAUUACUGAAAUUCUUUUAACUGAAAAGAAUAUUAUGUUGCCAACGUCUACAGUGAGAGACUAUGUUUUUGAGAACCAUUCCACUGAAAAUAUUAAAGAUAUCACUGACGGCCACGUGUACAAACAAAUUUUAAUGAGUGAAACAGAUCCACUUUGUAUUUUUACAAAAGUUAUUUAUUACAUAUUUUAUUCUAUUUGACUAUCUAAAUUGCGUUCUUCUGCAAAUGGAACACGUGCAACUCAAUUUGUAAGUGAUCAACUUUCAUGACAAUUUUAC